AGUGUUAGUUUGUUGGCAUCUUGACGACACUGAAACUGUUCGAAAGUGAAUGAAAAUAUAGAAAAGGGAAAAUGUACAGAGAACAUGGGAAAAGCACUGAUGAUAUCUAUGAAAAUGACUUUGUUACAAAAGGUAAACUUGGAAGACAGACGAUGGACAGUAACAUGAGAAUCCAGCCAUCUAAACUCACAGGCAGGACUCCGAGAAUGAACAAGGGGGCGAGACAAACAGAGACAGAAGAUAUUUAUGAAAAUGCUGACGCUAUGAAAGGUAAAAUCACAAUGAAGACAGAAGACUCAUAUACAAAGAGAAUCCAGCCACCUGAACACACAGGACGUGACUGUGUGAAGAUCAUAAACUACAGAUCAGCUGUAGUGUGUUUGGUGCUGCUGUGUGUUCUUCUGCUGACUGCAGUCAUAGCGCUGGGUGUCACCUUCACUCAAGAGAGACAACAGCUUAUAUUCAAGAAUAAAAACCUGACCAAUCAGAGAGACCAGCUAAGAAACAACUCUCAGAUUCAUGAUGGAUGGAUUUGCUAUCAAUCGACUUGUUACUACAUAUCCAAAGAGAUGAAGAACUGGAAUGAGAGCAGACAAGACUGUUUGAAUAGAGGAGCAGAUCUGAUCAUCAUAAACAACAGACAGGAACAAGAUUUUGUUACGGACAUGCCUGGUGUUGCUGCAGUCUAUAUUGGUCUGGCUGACACUAAUUUGAAUGGAACAUGGAAAUGGGUUGAUGGCACACUGACCUCUGGUUUCAGCUUCUGGGCGCUUAAAGAGCCAACUGGAGGAAUAGAGAACUGUGCUGUGACUGUAGCUGUAUCUCAGCUAAAGUUUGGUAAUUCAUUAGGCUGGCAUCAUGUUGUAUGUACUACUUUUUUUCCAUGGAUCUGUGAGAAGAGGAUUCCACAGCUCACACUGCCAUAGCAGCAUCACACACCUUUCUGACACAAGUUCAACAGUACAAAACUUGAAUUAACUGAUAUUUAGUGAAAUUCUAAAAUGUACAAAAUUUAUAUAAGCAAGUACAUCAUGAUUUUCCAAACCGUGUUUUUGGCUUAUCCUGAAUGCGGUACAAAAAUAAUAUUUUGUAUUCAGACUUUUAUUUUAGACUGGCCCAGCUAGAGUGUUCUUCCGCAAGAUGCACACAGUUAUGUUUAUUAACUGCUAGAGCGCCAAAAGUUAUAGACUGCAGCUUUAACAUCUCUUUGUUUUCAAUACACACAUCUACUCAUUCUUUAUCAUUAAAUAAAUACAUAAACAAAUAAAUAAAUACAAUUUAGUUCACCCUAGUUUUUCAAGAGUGCACAUCUUCAUUCACAUAUUCUUUCCAUGAGUGUUAUCACAAGUCUGAUAUACCUGAUGAUUUUAUAGUUAAUUACUCUGUGUCAAGAUAUGUUUUCAUGCUAAAUAUAACAGUAGAACUGUGUGUAUUACAACCCGCUGGAGCCCAGUGUGAGAUCCACCAAUCAGAGAGGUUUCUGAAUCUCAAUCAAUCAAUCAAUCAUGCUUUAUAUUCAGCUACUUUUUAAAAUUUGUACUCCUCAUAAAGAAUGUUAACUGAAAACUAGAUGUU
This is a messenger RNA of Labeo rohita (rohu), 1575 nucleotides long. RefSeq names its product C-type lectin domain family 4 member E-like. The transcript has 6 exons. Lineage: Eukaryota; Metazoa; Chordata; Actinopteri; Cypriniformes; Cyprinidae. The coding region runs from base 72 to 926 and encodes 284 amino acids. The record is from RefSeq and is a predicted model, not a curated record.